This is a messenger RNA of Engraulis encrasicolus (European anchovy), 6351 nucleotides long. RefSeq lists its product as uncharacterized. Gene Ontology annotation, biological process: fatty acid biosynthetic process. Bases 1 to 6309 code for a protein of 2102 amino acids. The transcript has 6 exons. NCBI's taxonomy places the organism in Eukaryota, Metazoa, Chordata, Actinopteri, Clupeiformes, Engraulidae. The record is from RefSeq and is a predicted model, not a curated record. Gene Ontology annotation, molecular function: fatty acid synthase activity.
AUGGAUGACAUCGCGGUGGUGGGGAUUGGCUGCAAUUUCCCUGGGGGCGAGGGACUUGACAACUUUUGGAAAGUUCUUGUUGAAGGGAAGAAUUGUGCUGUGGAAAUUCCAAGUGAGAGAUUUGACUGCUCCCACUGGUAUGACUCUGAUGACAACAAGAUUGGGAAAGUACGGACUUCCAAAGCAGCACUGAUAGACAAAUUAAAUGAGUUUGACCACAGAUUUUUUGGCAUCACGGAUGCAGAAGCCACUGACAUGGAUCCUCAGCAGAAGCUGCUGCUACAGUGUUCCUACAGGGCACUAGAGGAUGCUGGGAUACCCAUGGAGAAGGCUGGCGGCACUAGGACAGGUGUUUUCAUUGGGCUUAUGAAUCGUGACCACGAGAUGAGUGGAGGUGCCAUGAAUCCAAAUCGGGUUGACCACUGGACCGGCACAGGCGUGGCCAUGAGCAUUGCGGCCAAUCGGAUCUCCUACAUCUUCAACUUCACCGGACCCUCCAUGACGGUCGACAGCGCAUGCUCUUCUUCGCUUUUAGCCACUCACCUGGCUUGUCAAGCUAUUAUGCAAGGUGACUGUGAAAUGGCACUCUGUGGAGGAGUUUCAGCGCUCUUUGAGCCCAUAGUCUUUGUGGCUCUCAGCAAAGCCAAGAUGAUCUCACCAGAAGGCACAAGUAAACCCUUCUCCAGUAGAGCCGAUGGAUAUGGCAGAGGAGAAGGCUGUGGAGUUUUACUGCUGAAACCACUCAAAAAAGCUCUCAGAGACUUUGACCACAUUUGGGGUGUCAUCAGCAAAACAGCUGUGAACCAAGAUGGCCACUCUGUCUCGCCGAUGACCAAGCCAUCCAUGAUUCAGCAAGAGGAACUGCUCUCCAGAGUCUACUCUACGAAAAGUGAUCUGGCCAGUGUCCAGUACAUAGAGGCUCAUGGGACUGGAACACCAGUAGGUGACCCAGUAGAGGCAGGGAGUAUCUCUAACGUCAUUGCCAAAAGUAGACAAAUAGAGUCAGGGCCUCUGAUUAUCGGUUCCGUUAAGAGUAACAUAGGACACACUGAAUCAGCAGCAGGGGUAGCAGGUUUGAUAAAGGUGCUGCUAAUGAUGAAACACGAGACUAUUGUUCCUUCAGUGUUUUAUGAUGAAAAGAGUUCAAGUAUAGAUGCAAAGUCCUUGAAUCUUAAGAUACCCACAAAGGUAGAGGCAUGGAAAGACACAGGCAAAGUUGGGAGAGUUGCAGGGAUAAAUAAUUUUGGUUUUGGGGGAACAAAUGCACAUGCUGUUGUUAAACAGUACAAAAGAGUCUGCAGUCCAAAGUCAGAGAACCUGAGACAAAGACAUGAGUAUUUUGUUUUGUCUGCAGCCUCUGAAAAAUCUCUCACUAUGAUGAUGGAGGACAUGGUUGAGCAGAUUAACAUGGGCAGCACAGAUGACUUAACAAUGCUUGCAUAUACAUCAGCAUGCAGAAGAACUCAUCUGAAAAACAGAUACAGGGCCCAAUUCCGAGUGUCCACUCUGACUGACCUUAAAAAACAGCUUAAAUCAUCUCUCGGCACAAAUCUAGUUGCAUCUGCUGCAAACCCUAGAUUAGUGUUUGUUUUCUGUGGGAACGGUGUGACCUACAAAGGCAUGUGUAGGCAGCUCCUCAAACAAGAACCCGUGUUCAGGGAAAAGGUGCAAGAAAUUGAAACCAUUUACCAAAGGUACAAACCAUUCAGAAUGAUAGAAGCUCUGGAAAAUGACACUGAAAACGGUGUGGACUUUUCUAGACCUGACUUUAUUCAGCCCCUCCUCUUCGCCAUUCAAGUUGCCAUUUAUGCCCUCUUGAGCGACUCUGGAGUCAAAGCAGAUGCCAUUCUUGGGCAUUCUGUGGGGGAGGUAGCUGCAGCCCAUUGCUCUGGGCUGUUGUCCCUAGAGGACGCGGUGAAGGUCAUCCAUUACCGCAGUACUUUACAGACCAAGGUCACAGGUGGAAAAAUGCUGGUUGUCAGUAACAUGGCAGUGUCAGAGGUCUUGAAAAUCAUCCAGCCAUACUCAGGAAAAGUUUGCUUGGCUGCACACAACAGCUCUCAGUCUUGCACAGUGUCGGGUGAGGCAGAUGCUAUUUCCAGUCUGUAUCAAGCAUUAAGUAAUAGGCAGAAUGGCAACAAUCUGUUUCUUCAUGUUCUGGAUGUUGCAGCAGCCUAUCACAGUCACAAAAUGGAUCCCAUCUUGUCUGAGAUAGAGCAAUACAUAGGAGAUUUGACAGAAAAUGAGACCGUUGCUGAACUAUACUCUACCGUCUCUGGUAAUAUACGCUCAGCUAAUGAUUUUUACAGUGGUGCGUACUGGUCUAGAAACAUCCGAAACCCAGUAUUAUUUGAGAAAACGCUAAGGUCUGCAGCUAAGGACAAGAAUGUGGUCUUUGUAGAGAUAGGUCCCAGGCGAGCCUUACAGCGUAACAUUAUUGAGACUCUUGGCAGUUCCACUGUAGUGCUGUCAUCUGUGCUUCCAAACAAAGACUGUGAGACAGCACUGUCUGUUGUGGGAAAACUGUUUGAACUGGGUGUUCACAUAGACUGGGCGGAAUACUAUAAAGGUUGCGAGGGUCCACCCUGUCCUCUUCCAAGGUAUCAUUUUGAGGAUGAGAAAAAGCCAUUGCCAUCGGCAUACAGCAAACGUCAAACUGAGUCCCGUCAUCCAGUUCUGAGUCCGUCGAGUGGAGACGGCUCUGACUUCAGCUGUGAUCUGUCUUCCGCUGCUGUAUCUUACCUGCAGCAUCAUAAGAAUAACAAUGUAGCGAUCGUCCCAGGAGCUUUCCAUGUGGACCUUGGUUUGUCAUCGUUCUUGGCACAUACAAACCCCAAAGUCCCUCUUAAUACCCUGCAGCUCAGCAUUCGUUUUGAAAGUCCAUUUCUAUUGACAAAAAACCCACCAGAGAUGAAAAUCAAACUGGAUCCAGGUGAACAGGAAACUAAAUUCCGGACUUGCUCCAAGACAAUAACAUAUGCUUCAGGAAUCAUAGAAUGCAAUGAGGGUAGGUUGGCUGUGGAACCUAGGAUAUCUGUUCAAGAUCUCUACAAGAGAUGCAAUUCCACCUUCAGCUCUGACGACUACUACAAAUCCUCAGGUCUAAAAGGGUUCCAAUACACCUCAGUUUUCAAAAACAGAGGUGAUAUUAAUUACGGGGAGGAAUACAGAGAGGCGUUGGCAUCUGUCACAGUUCCUGAGGAGUUGUUGCCUCAGUUGCAUGACUACUGCAUCCACCCAGUGAUUCUCGAUUAUGCCCUUCAGCUUGCACCAGUCACUGUUGCAAGGGGAUUUGCUAGGCUAACUACCAGGCCAGGAUUCCCUGCUUCAAUUGGUGGAUUGACAGUAUUCGAGCCUUUGCAAAAGAAUAUGAUUAUUUAUUUGAAGGCUGUUGUUGUCGGAGAUAAUCACAUUGACCUUUGUGGGUGUUUUGCCAGCUUAGAUGGUAAGAUUUUGGUUGAGAUUGAGCACAUGGUCAUGAAGUACCUUGGCAGCAAUUCUCAGAUUGUAGAAGAGCUGUUUUAUCACAGUGAGUUUACUGUGACCUCAGAAAUACCUAAACCCCUUCAAAUUGGCAAAGUCUUAAUCUUUGCAGAUACUUUAGGAAUAACCCGCGCUUUACAAAAACACCUUAGUCCUGGUUCAGUGUCCAUUCCAUACGAAUAUGCCAAUGAUCUCCUCAGAUUUGGACUAAAAGGAAUUCUCUCCAAAUUUGGCAUAUCAGAUAUCAGGAAAGAAUUUCAGGAAAUACUGUUUAUCUGGAGUGAUUUGGACCUGACAUCAGCCAAUGUUGAUGAUACAUUAGAACAUUUGGUUGUGUGCUGUGAGUUGUUUCGUCAUAUCGUUUUAGAGCUGAAGGCAAUAAAUUACUCACAUUCUUUCAGAACAGUGACUUAUCAGUCUGCAGAAGGCACAGUUAACCAUGUCAGCCCUGGGUUUGUGUUGACAGGCAUGUCACGUGCCUGUGCUGCAGAAGCAACGGACAUUAGAUUCCAGCUGGUAGACCUCGGCUCUGUCUCAGCUGAGGACAUCCAAGCCCUUGCACAGAUCCUGACGUCCUACCCCUGUGUUAAAUAUGCAGAGUUGGUGGUUAAGGAUGGUAAAAUUCUUCAUCCACAAAUUUUGCACAGUUCGCCUCUGUCCAGAGGGGUUAUUGAUGGAUGUGAGAACAACGUUAAGGCAGUAGAGGUUGAUCUGCAGUCCACUCACCCUUACAAAAUGUCGGGUUUGACAGCACUCAGCAGUGAUCGAAAGACUAACGAAAUGCACACAAAAGGUGUGAAGGUUAAACUGAGUAAGAUAUGUGUGCAUACCUCAGACUACUUCCCUGUAAGUGUCUCCCAAUUGAAACACGGUGACACUGUCUACUGGUGCACACAAGCACAGCAGAGUCACAACCUUCUGGCUCUGGAUUUCAGUGGCAAGGUCACAGAUGUAGGAAAGCAUGUAAGUAAAUUAAAAGUGGGAGAUCACGUUUCUGUGUGCUACCCUAUAUCUGCUUCCUUAGAAGUUGUAGUUCCUGAGGGGAGUUGCUACAGAACUAAGAAAGUUCAUAUUUUGAGAGAAGUCCCCUCUGUGUCCUACUUUGUUGUGGCGUGGGCAAUUGUGCAUCAUGCUUUACCAAGAGUGAAGCAGUCGAAAAAAAUGGCUGUCUUCUCCUCCUCUCCAGAUUCUUGUUUGAGGAAGGUCUUAACUUUGACCGCAAAACAAUCUGGAUGGCAUUCGGUUACCCACAAGAAAUUAGGAGGUAACAAUCCAAAUGUCAGCAACUUCGAUGCUGUGGUAAUUUUGCCACCUUUUGAUAAGGUGCUUCUUGAAGAACUUUGUCAAAACUCUUCUGUGAAAUACAUUGUUGCAGUUUCUGAAAAAGAACUACCCCCUCACGCAUCAAGAAACGUGCUGACAAGGGAGAAAGAUUCCUUUCACCUUCAGACACUUCUGAUGCCCAGCAUUCUGGAGCAAGGUUUUCUCAAAACGAACUCGCGUAGCAUUUACAAAUGGCUAAAGUCAAUGAACAUGGCUUUGCAGUCACUGAAUCUGUCAGCAGUGACUUUUCAAGCACAGUCACCUGGGAAAUUGGACAUCCAGGCCUCUGAACAUGUGCAGUCAUACUUGACCUGUGAAACUGUGUCUGUAAUUGCCCUCCAGAGUGAUAGUACAAGGAUCACACCAUCUGAUAUUACCCAGAUUCCAAAGGUGCAUCAGUUCUUCCAGAAGAACUGUGUGUACAUUGUUGUGGGUGGACUUACAGGAUUGGGGUAUGAGACCGUGAAAUUCAUUGCUUUGAGAGGGGGAGGGCCUGUUGUCAUUCUUUCUCGGAGAAGUCCCACUCCUGACAUGCAACAGAGCAUUGAUGCUUUGAAACAGCAAGCGGAUGCAGUAAUUGUCACUGUGCAGUGUGAUGUGGCAGUGACUACCAGCGUACAAAAUGCAGUCAAAUCGAUUGAGCACCAGUUUCCAUCCUGUCCCAUCAAAGGAGUUUUCCACAGUGCUGUGGUGCUUGAUGAUGGCCUUAUUGAGACACUUAGCAAAUCCCGUUAUGAGAAAGUCUUGAAACCCAAGGUCAAUGGAGUGCUGAAUCUGCACCAUGCUACCAAACACUGCAAACUAGACUACUUUACUUGCUACUCCUCUGUCUCUGCUUUCUUUGGGAAUGCUUCUCAGACAAACUAUGCAGCUGCCAACUCGUUCCUAGACAUAUUCUGUCAUUACAGACGGAAUCUUGGACUUGCUGCGCAGUCCAUUAACUAUGGGGCACUCAACCUCGGUCUUCUUGAAAACAAAGACCAUUUUCAAAGGUUUCUGGAAUCAAAAGGAAUGGCCAUUAUGAAUCUAGAGGAAAUUCAUGGCAGCCUUGAAGAAAGCUUUCUGUUGAACAAACCUCAACAAGUUGUCUGCAAGUUCAAUUACAAGAACAUGUAUCAAAAUGUCGUCUCUCGCAAUUCAUCUCUCACCCAGCGCAUCUCCUCACUGAUAGAAGAAGGCCUAAGAAAGGCCAACCUUUUAUCCCUACCUACUGAGCCAACUGUUGCUCCAUCUUCACCAGAUGAGUACAUAAAAUCAGUACUCAGUGAAACAAUCAAUGUACACCUCAAUGAGCUGAGUGAUGAUAGUCUUCUUGCAGCCCUGGGCAUUGACUCCAUGUUGGCUAUGACACUGCAGAACCUUAUUUACCAAGGUAGUGGUGUGACCGUUCCACUUGUAAAACUUCUAGAUCCGAACAGCACAGUAGCUACAUUAGUGGGGUUUCUAGAUCAGGAUGACAAAACUGGUAGUGGAAGCACUGAUGAAGUCUCAACCGCACUCUAAAUACACAAGUCAACCUGGAAGGAUUUUUUAUUUUUUUAACAA